UUUUAGCAAGAUUUACUUCCUCGCUAGUUUUGCAUGAGUUCGCUCUUGAUAUUAUAUGGAAGCGAAACCGGCACGGCAGAAGAUGUUGCUGAAGGGCUAUGGAAGGAAGCAAGACUUCUCGACGUUCCAGCUCGUCUUCACGGCAUGGACGACUACACUAUAGAGAAUCUUCCUCAAGAAGUCGCCGUAGUUUUCGUAGUGGCUACAACUGGUCAAGGUGAAAUUCCACCGAAUAUGCGCAAUAAUUGGCGUCGUCUGCUCAAGAGAAGUUUGGGCUCUACUUGUUUACAGAAUGUGAACUUCGCCGUUUUCGGUCUGGGUGACUCUUCAUAUCAAAAAUACAACUAUGCCAGUAAGAAGGUUUAUAGGAGAUUGUUACAGUUAGGUGGCAAGAAUCUCGUUAACAUUGGAUUAGCUGAUGACCAGCAUGAGUUAGGUAUCGAUGGCGCUCUUAUUCCUUGGAAAAAGGAGUUUUGGGAUGCACUAAGAGCGAGUGGUCUUUUUGAGAACAUGAAAAAAGAGGUCGAUCCAGACAGUGUACUACCCCCGAAGUACCGCUUGAUUUUUGAAGAAGUCACCAAUGGACAUUCUUCAUCUGCUGCAGAUUCUCAAGAGUGGCAUCAAGUCACAGUCAUAGCAAAUGAACGAGUAACAUCUGACAGCCAUUUCCAGGACACUCGCUUGGUUUCUUUGAAUAUUGAUGACAUUCCGUCAAAACCGGGCUCGGAUGUAAAAUAUGAUCCCGGUGAUGUGCUUAUGGUUCAGCCUCGCAAUCAUAGCGAGUCCAUCCAAAUCGCACUGGACGCGCUGAAAUAUCCGGAUGAACUUCUGGACCGUCCCUUCCAUCUGGAGCCAUCUGAUGAGCUCAUAAAACUUCCAGCAAAAUGGCUUAUAGGAGAAAGGCCAACACUUCGGUUGUGUCUCACGCAACUAUUCGACCUGCAAAUGAUCCCCCGCAAAUCAUUUUUUCAAACUUUGGCUUCCAUUUCCACUGAUGCAGCAGAAAAGGAAAAACUACUGGAGUUCAUCACUCCAGAAAAUUUAGAUCAUUUUCUCGACUAUACGACGAGAAUGCGUCGUACGACCGCGGAAGUAUUGCGCGACUUUCCGGCAACUUCUGCUAAUAUUCCACCUGAAAGACUUUUCGACCUUUUCGUCAACAUACGUCCGCGAGCGUUCAGCAUCGCCAGUGAGCCAAUGAUGAAGCACCUGGAAAUACUCGUUGCAAAGGUAGAAUAUAAGACUCGGAUGGCAGAUCCACGAAGGGGCCUGUGCAGCACGUUCAUUGCGAGGCUCACUCCUGGUGAUAAACUGUUUGUACGAAUACGUGCAGGAACGCUAAAAUUCCCUAGAGAGGACAAGCAAGUGAUUUGCGUAGGACCUGGCACUGGAGUUGCUCCAUUCCGAAGUUAUCUUGCUUGGCGCAACAAAUCCAAAGAACCAGCUAAAUCUCUGCUUUUCUUUGGAUGUCGUGGAAAAGAAAAUGAUUUCUAUUUUGAACGAGAAUGGAAUGAGAUGCCAGCUACACAUGUUUAUGCUGCUUUCAGCCGCGAUACCGACAGAAAAAUCUAUGUACAGCAUUUGAUUUUGCAACAAGAAGAUGAAGUUUGGGAGAUUCUCGGUGAAAAUGAUGGGCAAGCGUUCGUUGCGGGAAGUUCCGGAAACAUGCCGAAGGAAGUAGGCGCUGCCAUCGACAAAAUAGCUGUGAAGCAUGGCUGGGUUGAUGGAUCAUUUCUCAGCAAACUGGAGGCUUCAGGUCGAAUGCAAUAUGAAACAUGGUCAUAAUCAUAGCUGAACUUCGUAGACAUUUAUCGUAGAGUUUCUAGAGACUUUAUUUAUUAGUAUCCAGUGAUUCUCAUUGUCAGCAGAUUUCUACAUCUAGUGAUCUUUACGUGUUCUUGAAAACGUGGUAGAUUAGUGCUGGUUCUACCACUGGUUUCUAGUUGAAAUUUGUUUGUUAGUUUUGCUAGUCGAUAUUUGUGCAUUAGAUUUUUAGUAGGUUUCAAAGGAAGUAGCCCUUGUAAUAAGAUUGUUGGCAGGAGGCAGCCCAGUCCUAUUUUUACUAUUGCUUAGCGGGUUCACUUUCAUGUGUCCAUGGUAUUGCUAUUGAUUUUCACGACUUCAAGUCCGUGACUUGGG
Cylicocyclus nassatus is the source of this 2139-nucleotide messenger RNA. The record is from the annotation of a GenBank genome assembly. NCBI's taxonomy places the organism in Eukaryota, Metazoa, Nematoda, Chromadorea, Rhabditida, Strongylidae.